Messenger RNA from Pogona vitticeps (central bearded dragon), 2033 nucleotides. NCBI's taxonomy places the organism in Eukaryota, Metazoa, Chordata, Lepidosauria, Squamata, Agamidae. The record is from RefSeq and is a predicted model, not a curated record.
CUCCGAGGGCUGGACCGUCACGCCGGACUACGGGGAGAAGCGGCUGCCGCAGGCGCUCAUCAUCGGCGUCAAGAAGGGGGGCACCCGCGCGCUGCUGGAGGCGCUCCGGGCGCACCCCGACGUCCGCGCCGUGGGCACCGAGCCCCAUUUCUUCGACCGAAACUACGACCAAGGCCUUGAUUGGUACAGGGACCUGAUGCCCAAGACGUUGGAAGGCCAACUCACCAUGGAGAAAACACCCAGCUACUUUGUCACCAACGAAGCCCCAAAGCGCAUCCACUCCAUGGCCAAGGAGACGAAGCUGGUUGUGGUCGUGCGUGACCCCGUCACCCGGGCCAUCUCUGACUACACCCAGACCCUUUCGAAGAAGCCUGAGAUCCCCACCUUCGAGGUGCUGGCCUUCAAGAACCGGACCCUGGGACUGAUUGACGCCUCCUGGAGCGCCAUCCGGAUCGGGAUCUACGCGCUGCACCUGGAGAGCUGGCUCCAGUACUUCCCCCUCUCCCAGAUCCACUUUGUCAGCGGGGAGCGGCUGAUCACGGACCCUGCCGGGGAGAUGGGCAAGGUCCAGGACUUCCUGGGCCUCCAGCGGGUGAUCUCUGAGAAGCACUUCCACUUCAACAAGACCAAGGGCUUCCCUUGCCUCAAGAAGCCCGAGGAGAGCAGCCCUCCCCGCUGCCUCGGCAAGUCCAAGGGCCGCCCUCAUCCCCAAAUCGACCGGGACGUCAUCCUACGGCUGAGGAAGUUUUACAAGCCGUUCAAUGUCAUGUUUUACCAAAUGACAGGCCAAGAUUUCCAGUGGGAGCAGGAGGAGGGGGAAAAGUGACCUCGAGGCAGGCGAGGAGGAGACGUCCCUGAUCCAGAGAUGCUGCCUGAGGUAGGAGAAGGGUCCAGCUCGCCUACUGCCCGGAAACCCAGGACCUCCCUGAUCUGCCACCGUGACCACGGGGAAAUUUGCUCAAGGGACGGAAGUGGCUGCCAGAUUCGUGCCAGGCAAGAGACGGCCCCCUCUCCAUCCCUCGGCGUCUCUAGCCCAGCCGGAGUUGGACAACAGGAGACCAAGGGCUGAGGGUGCUUUCCUGGUGGCCCCCCUCCCACUCUUGGCGGGAGCAAGUCAGGGAGGGAACCGUGGCCAAGGCUUUGGCAAAAGGGGGAAGCCAGGAGGCACAUCCAGUUCAGGACACCCCCCCUCCCGCUGCUCGGCUGCACAAGGAACCGCCUUCCUGCCGGUGGGCCUGGGGAAGAUCAAGCGAAGCCAUUUCACACAUCCUGCACCAUAUGUUCAGAGGUUUAUUUUUGAUAGGGGUUGAACUACUGAGACUGGGACUUGGGCCCCACAGGGCUGGAGGGGAAGGGAAGGGAAGGGAAGGGAGGAGAGGAGGGGCUGGGUCUCCUGGAAAGUGGGCCUGCUCUGUGGGGAAGAAAAACGCCGUGGGGGAAACAACGUGUCCAGGAUCCCAGUCUUCCUCCGAAGCACAAGUCACACUGGCCACUCUGUUUGUUUGCUCGCUCGCUCGCUUGCUUGCUCGUUCUUCGUGUGGUUGUUGCUCCACUUCACAGUCAAGGAGGAGACGGGGAUUUUUCUGGCCUGGAGCCUGACAAGAUCGGGAAGGAGCUCCCCCCACGCACCGUACAAAACGAAGCCGGGACUUGUUUCUUCCCCUUUGUGAAUUGGGGUUGGUGACGCCCUGUAGGCACAAGGGUGCCGCGUCCUCCCCUCAGCCUCCCUGCUUCUCUGCCACAAGAAGACGGCUUCUCUUCCAAAGGAGUCACCCGCUCAGAAAGCUUCCGGUUGAAUUUGGGUUUUUGUCUCCCCUCUUUAAAUGUCAGCAUUCCCGGCACACAGGAGAUUGAAUUUUGUAUUUGGUUUCAAUUAGCAAAGCAUAAAUUAUAUUUAAUUUUCUAUGCACACAGACUGGAUGAGUCACUGUCCUGGAAAGCCAGGGAUAUCAUGGUUCAGCGAAUGACAAUGGGAGAAUUCAUUGGCUUGGAGCGACACAUUGCUAAGCUGCCUCCCCUCCCCUCCCCUCCCC